Bemisia tabaci is the source of this 5685-nucleotide messenger RNA. NCBI's taxonomy places the organism in Eukaryota, Metazoa, Arthropoda, Insecta, Hemiptera, Aleyrodidae. The record is from RefSeq and is a predicted model, not a curated record.
AAAAAAUUCAGAUUUUCUCGGGCACUCUACUCGGCCGCAAUUUUGUUCAAUUUUGACUCAGUUUUAGUUGAGUUUUCUUUCAACUAUGAAGCCUUUCUAAUUUUGAUUCCAGACUCGACAGCGGUGUUAAUUACUAACAUAUUUUAUAGUUAUUACCAUUAAAUAUCUACCACUGGAAACGUGCUUGUGUUUUCUGCGAUUUGCACUACGGGAUACGGUUGAUUUGUAGUAAGUAAAUCCAUUGUCUACGAACAUGUUGAAGAAUCGUGUUUUUAAGGUUACGUAAAUAAUCUUCUUCCUUUACACCUCUGAAGCUCAAAAUUAGUGCCAAAUGCUAGAGUAGUGUUCAUUCAAUAGCCCUUCGUUACUUAAUCUACGAUUACUAUGUGCUGUGUUUCUCCUAGUGUUCCUGUGCUUUAAUUUGUGUGUGUCCAGAAAUUUACCAUCCAAAGGAAUUAACUACACACUUAGUGAUGCUGUUUGGAACUUCCUGAUCAACUUUUGAAGAUGUCCGGAGUCGGAGUGGGGGUCGGCUCUGUGGAGAUGUCGCCCCAUUUGGUCUCGCUCAACCCCCCCUGCAAACUAUACCCCCUGCCUGAAGCGGGUUGCGUGAGCGUGGGGAGCGGAAGCGGGGUGGACGUGGCGAUCCCGAGGGAGGCGGGCGGGGGUGGGGGCGGGGCCGGGGACCUGGGGAGUUACUGCAUCCUCGAGAACCGCAACGGCAUCGUCACCCUCACCCCUUUCGCCGAGGACACCCGAGUCAACGGCCGCGCCGUCCAACAAACCGUCCGGCUCGAACCAGGAAGCACAAUUGCAGUUGGACAGUCGGGUCUUUUUAAAUUUAACUAUCCUCUUCUUUCCAAUAUGAUGAAGUCUUCCAUGCAGUCGAAUUCAUUCGGAUUAAAUCAGUUUAACGAUUCCAAAAAGGAAAAAGUACAAUCAACUUUCAAUGUCACACCUGUUGACAAAUACAUUUCACCAAAAUGCUUUCCUCGUGGGAGUGUCACAGUCAACUCACCCGCCGACGCUGUUUUCGGACAAAACUCACCGAUCAAUCACAUCUCGAAACUUAACAAAUCCCCUGCUGCCAAUGACAAUUGCUCAAAGUUGAACAACUCAGUUAUUUACCAGAACAUAAACUGCUCAUACCAGUCGAGCAAAGUAAAUAAUAGUGACCUGCCCCCAAGUUUAGUCAAUGGGAGCGGUCAUUCAGGAGGAGGUGAGCCUAUCAGAGGGAAGGUAUUGUCACGUCCCAGUGCAUCCUUUGACCGAAACCCCACAUACUCAGCGCAUAAGAGCGGUGUAGUUUCACCAGUGCACAGCAUGGUUCAAUCUAAAGCAAGUUACGAAGAUGAUUUGUCGUCUUAUCAUCCGUACUGUUCUCAGUCAAGUUACCCUUAUUCAUGCAGUGGCUCUGGGCCGUGUAGUCAGUAUAAUUAUGAUCUCGAGCUGAACAAGCAAUUAGAUGAGCAGCUGUCAAUCCAAGCAGCAGAAAAGAAGCAGCUAGAUGAGAUCCUCUCAGUUUUUGCAGACUAUGAGAAGAAAACAUUGGAACAGUCAGCAAAACCUCAUCAUAAUAGAAUUAUCACCAAUGGUUCGCUGCCACGUGAUAAACAUCUCGGCUCUCCUAAUGGUUUGUCUGAAUAUUCCAGGGAUACUUCUUUCAAUUUUGAUGGAUCCUCACCAAAAGAUGAUAAGUAUUCCAAGACUGCUCAUUUUGAUUUUGAGAAGAGGAAUAAUCUAGAAGUCAGCGACACAACCAGGCGGAGCUGUGAAAGUAUCAUUUCGCAACCCAACAGCCCUAGAACGAGGAUAAAAACUACCGUCUCAAGAAAGGAUACCUCUCCAAGUGAAGAGUUUUGUCUGGAACAGUUGGAAACUCGAAUUGCUAGUCUCAGUGAGUUAGGAUCGAAUGCAGCUUCCUCUCCAAAACCACAUUAUACAACUUACAAUGGGUUGAACCAUUACACUCGAGAUGGCUCAAACAAUCUAUCAACUUUCAAAAUGCAGCUUGACAAACAAUCAACUAUUCCCAACAGCACCGUUAACUCAUUUUCACCCUCAUUGCACAAAAAACUCCAGAAUGGAAACAUUAAAAAGUCAAACAUUGACAUCAUGUCACGCAGCUACACAGAACAGUCGGUGAGAAACGACUUGAACGGAGUUAACUCUUUGAGCCGGUCCUUUUCAAAUGAACGACUCACCUCUGUGCCUCAUAAUUUAACCAAUGGUGAUGUUAACCGAAAUGACUUGGUCAGUGCACUACAGGCAGAUGUAAAGAAGCUUAAAGACAAGACGAUUUACCAGAAUGUUCCAAAUCAAAAACGGUGUGUUCAAGAUGGUUUUGAGGAAGAAAAGCGGAAGAUAGAUAAUCUGGUUUAUGAAUUAAACAAGCUUGUAAACCAGCCUUCGAAAACUCCCAGUUUCUCGCCAAGCAAGCCGGAGAUGAGUGUACCAAAGGAGAAGAGUAAAUUCAUACUGCCGCUGGAUGAAAUUGACUCUGCAAUCACAGCCCAGCGAAGGUCUUUGGACUUUGAUAAGGAUACAUUGAGGAAUGAGCGGCAGUCAAUGCUGAAAGAUUUGGUGGGGUUCAAAUCGAAGGUCCUUGAAAUUCGCCAGCAAGAAGAUGAGAUUCUGCGAGAGAUGGAGAUGGAAUGUGCGCUAUUGGAAGGAGAGUACAAGUCUGAAACUGGAGUGAUCAAAGCAGAGGAAGAAAGCUUGAGGGUACUGCAAGAAAAAUUGUUGAAUAUUGAGAAAGAAAUAGAAAAGUGCACUGCACAACAAGCAGAGAGUAAGCGGAAAUUGGAAGAAGAGCAGAAAUCUUUAAAUGAAUUGGAAGAGAAAGUGUUCAAUUGUGAUGUAGUAGAACAGGAUGAGUUAAUGCAGUCCUACAAGCUAAAACAAGAAAAUCUCGAGUAUGAAAAGAAGAAUUUUGAAGACUCUGAGUUUCUCUUGUUAGAGGAAGAAGCUGAUCUUCUAUCCAAAAGGGAAGAAUACCAACGCGAGCUGAAUGACAGGACAACAAAGCUACAUACACAUAAGUUACGUGUUGCUCAGCUAGGACUGCAACAAAAGCAGGUUUUAAGCAAUGCGGCUGAUGAAUCUAAACAGUUGGAAUCCGUGCUCAUUGCCUAUCUGAAUAAUAUUAAAGAGACCCGCAACAGAAUACGAGAGUUGGAUAUAAAACUCGGUGACGUUAACCAUUGUGAAACUCCAAGUAAAUCAAUUUUAAAGCAGUCCCCAGAAUCUUCUGAAUCUGAUGAUGAUUUAGAUAAGCAGUUGAAGCAACAGUCAAUGGACGAUCUAAACCGGAUCUCAAAAAUAACUUUAGGAACUCCGAUUAUGGAAAGUAACCAAUCGAAUUCUCUUGGUCGCCGUACUGUGGCCCUUUUAAGAGAAAUUGAGAAGAAUCGGCAGUUGGUUCUUGCUAAGCAAGGUAGUCUAGUAAUUGAAGAAGAACGCAAACGGGUCCUAGAGUUGAAACAAAGGGUGCAAACUGAGGUGCAUGCACAGUGGGAAGAGAGGAAGCAGCGCGAAAAUAAUUGCAACUCCUUGAACAGCAUCGCAAGUGAAGAAUCUAGUUUAACAUCAAGUGAUAUUCUCUCGGAAAGUGUUAUCAAUGAAGAUGGCGGGAAGACUAAUGAUAAGUCAAACAGCAAUAAUUCACCGAAAAUUCUAAAUUCUGUCCCAUGCGAAGAGUUCAAGUCAAAAUCCUACUUAACAGAAUUAGAAGAUGGAACAGGCAGCAGACAAUGGUCAGAGGUUUCGUCUUGUGUUAGUGAGGAGCAACUAAGCACCCUUUCCCGGCAGACUAGACCCAGGAGAAAUGUUCAGCGACCCUUAACUCGUUACCUUCCAUUCAGAAGCGGAGAGACACUGGACUUGCGACAACACAUCAUCAGUGCCGGCCAUCAAGUAGAACUGUGUCAGCACAUAACGCUGGACAGCACGUCAUGUCGUGGAUAUCUGCAAAAAAUGACCUCACGUUUUCACAACUGGAAUAAGCGCUGGUUCCUUUUCGACCGCACAACCCGUGUCUUCUCCUACUACAGCGACUCUAGCGAGAAAAAACUUAGAGGAGUCACUCAUUUUCCUGCCAUAGAAGAAGUUUACGUCGACCACCUAAAUUCAGUUAAAUCUCCACACCCGAACCUAACGUUUGUUGUGAAAACGAAAGGUAGAACAUAUUAUUUGAUGGCUCGAACACCCGAAUCCAUGAGGAUAUGGGUGGAUGUUAUCUUCACAGGAGCAGAAGGUUACCAAGAAUAUUUCGACAACACGUAAUCCUUUUUGUUUUAUUCUUUGUUUUCUUAUGUCUUACAGCUCUUUAUCCGUACAUUUCAAUUUGUGCAGAUAAAGCUUCAAGUAUUGACCAUACGUUAAGAAAGGCUGCAAAGCCUUGAGUUUAUUUUUACUUAAAUUUUUAUAUUCUAACCAGUGAUUUAAUGUGUAUAAUUUUUGCCCUCGUUUUAUGAAAUUUUUUAUCAUUGAACCUGUAUACAUUGUUCUUCAAUCAAAGUGAUACAGGAGAGGUUUGAGCUUGACUCUAAGUCUUCUUGUUGUAAUUAAGUCUUCUAAGUCUUUGAAGUAUUUUACUGAAAGAUGGCAGUCUUUCAGAAUUUAGAUUUUUCCUUGCCAAUUUUUUUACUUUGCUUAUUGUUGCUUCCCAAUACUAGUACCCACUAGUAGUAUAAAUAUUUCAAUUCCCUUUUUCUGAUCAAAAGAUAAAUAUCUCUUAAAUUUGUAGUAAGAUUCAACAGAAGCCCUACCGAUAAGACCUUAGUUGUCCGUGUGUCUAAAUAGCUCAUUAUUGUAGCUAAUUUGUUGAGUCUGUUCAUCGCAAGAAUCUAAUUUAUUGUAAUACCUCAUCAGGCUGGCGCCUUUCGAUUCUGUGAAUUUCUCUUUUAUGACCUUGUUUUCUGAAUUUUUUUUUUUUUUUAUGACAUUGACCUUGAUCUCAAAGUAAUAUAAGCUUGUCUCUUCAGUAUUUGAAACUUCAACCAGGGAUUUAUCAGCAGAAACUUGAGAAUUUUUUGCGAUGAAAUUUGUAUAUUUGGGUAGCUUUGUAUUUUAUAAAUAUUAAAGUUUUGGGAAAAUUUGACUGUCCACUAAGAAAAGACCUUCGUGGGAUAGAGGGCAAAUUUUCUUCAAGUGAGUUGAAAAAUCAAACUUUCGUCUGACAAAAAAUGCUCAUCAAGAUUCAAAGGGAAAGUCGUGAGCCAUCUAGUUCAUUUCUGUGCCAAGUGCCAACAGAGAGUCGCAGUUUCAUUUUAAACUGUCAAUUUUGAACCUUGAAUAUGGUAGAACUUGACUUUUGUAUAAAGUUGCUUUUUCUCGAAAGGAUGUUAUUUUGAACUGACAACUCCCAACCAUUAUUACUCUGAUUCAAUUUAGAAUUUUUGUGGGGUCUUCUAGUUAAAAUUUUUUGGAACACUCUCUUUCCAGCCGUGAACACAUUUUAAAUCAGUGGCACUGUGGUUUUUUUCUUGUGGGCGGUCACAAAUUUAAAACGGAAGCAAAACUUCCAGAGCAAAGGUGCACCCAGGGUAUGCAUAUAGGUAUUUGAUCUUCUCUGUCAUUAUUCAGCUUGAGUGAUAGUGCUUGUUUUUUUUUAUGCUGGCGUUGCUCUUCAACAACGCAAUCUUUUUUUAAUUUAACAAUAUAAAUUGAUUAGAUCUCACAGCU